Molecule: messenger RNA, 1552 nt
Organism: Hibiscus syriacus
Lineage: Eukaryota; Viridiplantae; Streptophyta; Magnoliopsida; Malvales; Malvaceae
Product: lysosomal Pro-X carboxypeptidase-like
Exons: 9
Coding region: 41-1552 (503 amino acids)
Biological process (GO): proteolysis
Molecular function (GO): serine-type exopeptidase activity; dipeptidyl-peptidase activity
Source: RefSeq, a predicted model, not a curated record
UAACAGAUCAUAUUACUGUUUUACAGAUACAUUACGAGCCAUGAAAUAUUCUCCUGAAUUUUCAGUCCAAUGGCUUCAAUUCAUGGUUAUGGUACUCUUGAUUUCGUUCACCGGCACCGUAUCCGGCUGGUUCAACAUUCCGAGGCUUAGUCCGACGAGAGGAACGAUCAUCGAAAACCCUGACCUUCAAUCAUUUGCACCCGUUUCAGAUGAUCUCCGAACAUUUUAUUACCCUCAGACACUUGAUCACUUCAACUACCAGCCUCAAAGCUACGCCACUUUUCAACAAAGAUACGUGAUGAAUUUCAAGCAUUGGGGCGGAGCAAAUGGCAGCGCACCGAUUCUAGCCUAUCUCGGAGCAGAGGCCCUGAUCGACAACGAUCUUGCCAUAAUCGGUUUCCUCAAUGAUAAUGCAAUCCACUUCAAUGCUACCCUCGUUUACAUUGAGCAUCGGUACUAUGGAAAAUCAAUACCAUUUGGAUCAAGUGAAGAAGCCUUUAAAAAUGCAAGCACUAUGGGGUAUUUCACCUCUGCACAAGCUAUUGAAGACUAUGCAGAAAUCAUCAUGCACAUCAAGAAGAAACUCCGUGCUUUCUAUUCUCCGGUUAUUGUCAUCGGAGGAUCAUACGGCAGAAUGCUUGCUUCUUGGCUUCGGCUGAAGUACCCUCAUGUUGCUUUGGGAGCUUUGGCCUCAUCAGCUCCGAUUCUUUACUUCAAUAAAAUCACACCAAGUGGAGCUUACGUUUCAGUCAUCACCAAGGAUUUUAGGGAAGCUAGCGAGACCUGUUACCAAACUAUACGAAGUUCAUGGUCUAUAAUCGACAAAAUCGCUUCCCGAUCCAAUGGACUUUCAACCCUCAGCUCGAAAUUCAAAACUUGCAAGACAUUGCAAGAUUCUUCAGAGCUGAAAAACGAGUUGGAGAACAUGUAUGCCGAAGCAGCGCAAUAUAACCACCCCCCAAGGUAUCCGGUAAAUAUGAUCUGUGGUGCAAUCGAUGGAACAAAUGAAAAGAAAGAUAUUCUGGGUAAGAUAUUUGCCGGUGUUGCUGCUUAUAGAGGGAAUCGUUCAUGCUACAUUAAUCAACCAACCAAUGUAUCCGAAGCAGAUGUAGCUUGGAGUUGGCAGAUAUGCAGUGAAAUGGUGAUGCCCAUAGGCAUCGGCAAAAACACAAUGUUCCAAGCAGAUCCAUUUGACCUAAACAGCUAUACAAAAGAAUGCAUGAGAUCAUACGGCGUUCCUCCUCGUCCCCACUGGGUCACUUCUCACUACGGCGGCCAUGAUAUAAAACUGAUUCUCCAGAUAUUCGGUAGCAACAUCAUCUUUUCGAAUGGAUUGCGUGACCCGUAUAGUCGGGGCGGGGUUUUGGAAAACAUUUCAGACAGUAUUCUUGCAGUACAUACAGUAGAAGGCUCUCAUUGCUUGGAUAUACUUAGAGAAAAGGAGAGUGAUCCAGAGUGGUUAGUGAAGCAGAGGGAAAUGGAGGUGAAGAUUAUCAAAGAAAGGAUUGCCCACUACCAUGCUGAUCUUAAAGCCAGUCUAAUCAAACAAUAG